UGGAAAGUCGGACUUAUUUGGAAAAGAGGGAGUUGCCAGGCGGAAGAGAGCACUUGGCUUAACAUUACAUUAUCCUACUUGAACUUUAAAAUCCGAAGCUCUCACUGUAAAUUUACUGUAUGCAUGUGCAGUAUAGUACAGUAUAACAGUAUAACUAGCCUAUCUAAAAACCGAGCUGACAAGACAAGGAAUUUGUUGAAGGGAAGUUAGCCUAUCAGCAUAAUAGCCAUCCCUCAGGAAAACGCUGGUAGUGCUGUCAUUGCGUCAGCGCACUUUCCACCUCGCAAUUGCUGGGCCUACUUCUGGAGGACUAGAGCGGACAUCACUCGACUUCACAUCCCUCUCUAACACGGUCCGUCUCUACAGCAUAUGUUUGGCUCUCCACCUCUAUCCAGCAUCUGACCUGCAAUUUCUGUGACAGACAGAGGCGUCCUCGGUAUAGCCAGCUGAAGCGUCCCUCCCAGUGUGUUCUUGUGAGGAGGAUGGAGACGAACCCCAUUCCCGUGGUAACGGUCCAAACGAGCCCGUUCGAUGACCAGCGGCCCGGUACCAACGGGCUGCGGCGGAAGACGGAGUUGUUCGAGGGCAAGAAGAACUACCUGCAGAACUACAUCCAGAGUUUACUGUCGUCCAUCGACCUGAGGGACCGCCAGGGAUGUACCAUGGUGGUGGGCAGCGACGGACGCUACUUCAGCCGAGCCGCCACCGAGAUUAUUGUGCAGAUGGCCGCCGCCAACGGGAUUGGCCGUCUGGUGAUUGGCCACAACGGCCUCCUGUCCACCCCUGCUGUGUCCUGCAUCAUCAGGAAGAUAAAGGCCAUUGGUGGAAUCAUUCUGACAGCCAGUCACAACCCAGGAGGCCCCGGGGGAGACUUUGGGGUCAAAUUCAAUGUGGCCAAUGGAGGCCCGUCUCCGGACACAGUGAUGGAGAAGAUUGCCCAGGUGAGCAGGACCCUGGAGGAGUACACCAUCUGUCCUGACCUCCACAUAGAUCUGGCCAGACUGGGACGCCACGACUUUGACCUGGAGAACAAGUUCAAACCCUUCAGAGUUGAGAUAGUGGACUCAGUGGAGGUGUACCUCAACCUGCUGAGAACCAUCUUUGACUUCAGCGCCAUCAAGACCCUUCUGACAGGACCUGAACAGCUGAAGAUACGCGUAGACGCCAUGAAUGGAGUGAUGGGUCCGUAUGUGCGGCGUAUCCUGUGUGAUGAGCUGGGUGCUCCUGCCAACGCUGCCGUCAACUGUGUCCCCCUGGAGGACUUUGGGGGCCGGCCUCCAGAGCCCAGCCUCACAUAUGCAGCCCCAUUGGUCGAUGCCAUGAAGGGUGGAGACUUUGGUUUCGGAGCUGCGCUCGAUGCAGACGGGGACCGGUAUAUGAUCCUGGGUGAGAAUGGUUUCUUUGUGAACCCAUCAGACUCCUUGGCUGUCAUGGCUGCCAACCUCUCCUGCAUCCCCUACUUCAGACAGCUGGGGCUAAAGGGCUUCGCUAGGAGUAUGGCAACCAGUACUGCCCUAGACAGGGUGGCCAAAGCCCUGAAGGUGACGCUGUAUGAGACUCCUACAGGCUGGAGGUUCUUUGGGAACCUGAUGGACUCUGGGAGGUGCUCGCUCUGCGGAGAGGAGAGCUUCGGGACAAGUUCAGACCACAUCCGUGAGAAGGAUGGUCUGUGGUCGGUGCUGGUGUGGCUGUCCAUCAUGGCUGUCAGGAAACAGGGUGUGGAGGAAAUCGUCAAGGACCACUGGGCCAAGCUCGGACGCAACUACUUCUGCAGGUUUGACUAUGAAGGCGUGGACCCCAGAGCUGCAUUCUACCUGAUGAAAGACUUGGAGGGGGUGAUCACAGACAAGGCCUUUCUUACCCAGAAGUUUGCUGUGGGGACUAACGUCUACAGUGUGGAGAGGGCCGAUAACUUUGAGUACAUCGACCCUGUGGACGGAACCGUGGUCCGCAACCAGGGUCUGCGGAUUGUCUUCACAGAUGAGUCCCGUCUGGUCUUCCGUCUGAGUGGGAGUGGGGGAGGGGCCGGGGCCACAGUCCGGAUCUACGCAGAGAGCUUCGAGAGAGACCCCGAGAGACAUAACAGAGAAACUCAGGCGGUGCUGGGUCCCCUCAUCGCCAUCGCCCUGAAGAUCUCUGACAUCCACGAGAGGACAGGACACCGCGGCCCCACCGUCAUCACCUGAGCUCUGCUCCACUGCACACACACACACACACACACACACACACACACACACACACACACACACACACACACACACACACACACACAUACCACCUGAGUGCCCCCCCCACCCCCCACACACACACACACCACCUGAGUGUUCCCCCCACAAACACACACAAACAUCUAUGGCCAAGUCCCUAAGGCCACACCGUCCUGCUUGUUGCCACACCUGGGGCCAAUAGUAAGCAAGAGCUACAUGUAUUCUCUCUCUCUAUCUCUCUCUCUCUCUCUCUCUCUCUCUCUCUCUCUCUCUCUCAAAAUGUAAGAUAUUAUGUAGUCUGCAAAGAAAAGAAGCAAACUGUUUCUUUCAGCUGUUGAUAAACAACAUUUGUUCAUAUAAGGCUUCUGUUAUGAAAGUUGUAUUUUCUGGAUGUGUGUGUGUGUGUGUGUGUGUGUGUGUGUGUGUGUGUGUGCGUGCGUGCGUGCGUGCGUGCGUGCGUGCGUGCGUGCGUGCGUGCGUGCGUGUGAUCAUUAUAAAGUUGACAGACUGAAUUAAAAGGGAGAAGUCCAUUUUUCAUACACCAUACAUGCCCCGAAUACAACAGAUGUAGACCUUACCGUGAAAUGCUUACUUGCAAGCCCUUAACCAACAAUGCAGUUCAAUAAAUAUAUAUAUAUAUUUAAGUAACACAAUAAAAUAACAAUAUCGAGGCUAUAACCAGGGGUACCGGUACAGAGUUAAUGUGCUGGGCUCCAGGUUAGUCGAGGUGGUAUCUGUUACCACCACUUUUUGUUUUUCUGCUCUUCAUUAGACGGCCUGUUUUUGCCAUAGAUGUAUUUCAUUUGUUUUUGUUUUUCAUCCAAAUAAAUGUGUAUCUUUUGUG
Oncorhynchus nerka (sockeye salmon) is the source of this 3051-nucleotide messenger RNA. Its product is annotated as phosphoglucomutase-like protein 5. Gene Ontology annotation, cellular component: adherens junction; cell-substrate junction; cytosol. The record is from RefSeq and is a predicted model, not a curated record. The transcript has 11 exons. Bases 483 to 2186 code for a protein of 567 amino acids. Lineage: Eukaryota; Metazoa; Chordata; Actinopteri; Salmoniformes; Salmonidae. Gene Ontology annotation, molecular function: phosphoglucomutase activity; magnesium ion binding. Gene Ontology annotation, biological process: carbohydrate metabolic process; striated muscle tissue development; myofibril assembly.